GAAGACUUUGGUGUUACACAACAGGACCAGCUGGAACCUGCGGAGAUCUUCAGCCAUCUCAAAGAUUUCCUAACAAUCCUUGGUCCUACAAUGCCUGCAGAGCCCAACUGUCUUGCGGAGGAGGAGGAGGAUUUGGUAGCUCCCUUGGUGUACGUAGCAGCGUCAAAACCAGGGACUGCCAGGGUAGACCAACGGGGGAUGAAUAUUUCGGGUGCGGAUGUGAAACCAGAAAAAAGAGACAGCUGACAUUUUCACAAGAUGAAUCGAAGGCAGAUACAGAGAAAGAUGCAGAUAGGUGUGCUGAAGCUGAUUUGGUUGGAAAAAUUGCUGAUAGCCCAGACUUUUAAAGACUUUUUUCUAUUAAAAAACAAACAAUUAGAUAAAUAAAAUUUUUGUUGCGACAAAAACAUUUGUAAUUAAUUAUCUUUUUUAAAUAUUAUUUACAUUGUAUUUUUGUCGUCUUAAUAAACUUUGGCAAAACCUGGAA
This is a messenger RNA of Eurytemora carolleeae, 487 nucleotides long. RefSeq lists its product as uncharacterized. Lineage: Eukaryota; Metazoa; Arthropoda; Copepoda; Calanoida; Temoridae. The record is from RefSeq and is a predicted model, not a curated record.